UGCCCAUGUGAGAAUUUCUUGAAAAGAUUGUGUGAUUUUGAUGUUUUUCUCAUUCUUAAAAUUUAAUUUCAGCUGGGUAUUUGAGUUCUUGUAGUUUUAUUGCUUUUCUUGAAUUAAAGUUGAAAUCUUUACCUUUUGCUGAAUUUUUGCCCUUGUUUAUGUAUAUGGGGUUUUGAUCAGUUGGGUUGGUUUGGCUGCCCAGGGUUUGUUAAGUUCGAAAGUUUUCUUUGGAUGGGAAGAGAGCAGGACACUGUAUAAUACUUAAUAUCUAAUCAACAUGUUCUCGAGAUUCUGGAGAAGGAGACUUACAACUGAUAGUAUGGGGUAUGCCUUAAGUAGAUUGGAGCUUGAUUCAGAUUGUUCUAAUAGUGGUGCAUCAAACUUGGUUGAUGAGAAUUUUUCUCCCAACAAACCUGUGAAUGUUCUGGACCAUGAAGUUGCUCAACUAACGAAGCUUAAUUCAGCACCUCAUGAUCAUUCAGGCGACAUUAUUCCCGGAAAGCGCGGAUCUUCAGUCAAUACUGUGAAGAUGCUAGCUGGUCGAGAAUGUAAUUAUUCAAGAAGGGGAAGGUUUUCAUCAGCAGAUCGUUGUCAUGUUCUUAAUAAAUAUCUACCAGGAAAUUGUCCAUCUCUAGUAGACCGAAUGACAACCCGGGCUUAUGUCUCACAAUUCUCUACUGAUGGUUCCCUUUGUGUAGUUGCAUUUCAGGGAAGCCACAUUAAAGUUUACAAUAUAGACAGAGGGUGGAGAGUUCAUAAGAACAUUAUAACGAAAAGCUUGCGAUGGACAGUAACUGAUACAUCUUUUUCGCCGGAUCAAAGACAUCUUGUUUAUGCUACUAUGUCUCCCAUUGUUCAUAUUGUUAAUAUAACAUCUGGUGCAACGGAUUCUCGGGCAAAUAUAACAGAGAUCCAUGAUGGUCUUGAAUUUUCCAGGGAUGAUGGUGAAGGAUAUUCGUUUGGGAUAUUUUCUGUGAAAUUUUCUACUGAUGGACAAGAACUUGUUGCUGGAAGCAGUGAUGAUGCAAUUUAUGUUUAUGAUCUUGUAGCAAAUAAGCUUUCUCUUCGAAUUGAUGCACACACGUCUGAUGUGAACACCGUAUCUUUUGCUGAUGAAAGCGGGAAUCUUAUAUACUCUGGGAGUGAUGAUAAUUCUUGCAAGGUUUGGGACAGGCGCUGUUUUAAACCAAAAGGAAAGCCAGCUGGGAUCCUCAUAGGACAUUUAGAAGGUGUUACAUAUCUGGAUAGCCGGGGAGAUGGACGAUAUUUAAUUUCAAAUGGUAAAGAUCAGACCAUCAAACUCUGGGACAUCCGAAGAAUGUCUUCGAGUAGUAAUUGCAAGCCUGUAUUAAGGAAAUAUGACUGGGAUUACCGAUGGAUGGACUACCCGUGUCCAACAAGGAAUUUCACACACCCAAAUGAUCAGUCGGUGGCAACGUACAGAGGUCAUGCAGUGUUGCGCACACUCAUUCGUUGCUACUUCUCACCAGCUCAUAGCACUGGCCAGAAGUACAUCUACACAGGAUCUCAUGAUUCUUGCGUUUAUAUAUAUGAUGUGGUGAGUGGAACUCAAGUUGCAAAACUCAAGCACCAUAAAUCAACUGUAAGAGAUUGUAACUGGCAUCCUUAUUAUCCAAUGCUUGUUAGCUCAGGCUGGGAUGGGGAUGUUGUUAAAUGGGAGCCUGGGAAUGAAGAAGCUCCAGCUCCUUCAGUUAAGGGAAGAAUCGACAGGAGAGAGGUAUGAGAUAUGUGAUUAUAUUCCUCCACUGGGGAAAAGCUGAUCAACUAAUAGGAGAGGUUAAUGCAGUUUUUACAUCUUACAGUAUAUGCAAUCUCACUUGUAAUAUAAAAAAUGCUGGGACUCACCUAUGUGCAUUUUAAUAUGUAACGACAAUUUUCACAGUAAAUUGUACAUAAAUAAGUACCUACAGACUUACAGCGACUUUUGCAGUCCUUUUACAUAUAGUUCGUUACUUCUCAUUA
Daucus carota subsp. sativus is the source of this 1983-nucleotide messenger RNA. Its product is annotated as LEC14B protein. NCBI's taxonomy places the organism in Eukaryota, Viridiplantae, Streptophyta, Magnoliopsida, Apiales, Apiaceae. Gene Ontology annotation, cellular component: Cul4-RING E3 ubiquitin ligase complex. The coding region runs from base 278 to 1744 and encodes 488 amino acids. The transcript has 10 exons. Gene Ontology annotation, biological process: proteasome-mediated ubiquitin-dependent protein catabolic process. Gene Ontology annotation, molecular function: protein binding. The record is from RefSeq and is a predicted model, not a curated record.